GCUCUAGCCAGCCCCGCAUAUAUAACCACCGGCGCGUCUUAGCUCAUCACAGUUCAUCGCAGACUUGCGAGAGGCACACAGCAUCCGAACCACUAACAUGAAACUGUUCGUCUUAGCCGCUGUCCUCGGUGUCUGCUUGGCAGAUCGCCUCGACAACAAGUACCUGCCGCCCAGAGGCAACGCAGGCGCGGGCUUCGGGCCUGGCUUCGGAGGAGCCGGACCUAAAGGGGGCGGCAGCGGCUUCGGAGGCGCUGGCUCCGGUUUCGGAGGUGCCGGAUCAGGUUUUGGCGGCGCGGGAUCAGGCUUUGGCGGUGGUGCCGGAGGCGCUUUUGGCCAUGGAGGCGCGGGAUCUGGCUUCGGCGGCCAGGCUGGAGGAUACAGCGGCGCUGGCGGAGCCGGCGGCUACAGCGGUGGUGCUAGCGGACAAUACAGCGGCCGAGGUGGCGCCGCCUCCGCUGACGCCAACGCGCAAAUCCUCAGACUGAACAAUGAGGUGACAGCCGAAGGGUUCGCGUACGACUUCGAGACCUCCAACGGCAUCCGCGCUGACGCUCAGGGAGUGGCCACCAACGGCGUGCAGUCGCAGGGCAGCUUCGCGUACAAGGGCGACGACGGCCAAGACUACAGCAUCACCUACACUGCUGACGAGAACGGGUUCGUGCCCCAAGGCGCUCACCUCCCCACCCCGCCCCCGAUCCCUGAGGAGAUCCUCAAGUCUUUGGAACAGAACGCUCGCGACGAAGCUGCCGGUAUUGUUGACGAUGGUACUUACCGCGGUGAAGGUGCCGGUGCUGGCGGCGCUGGCGGCUACUCCGGUGCUGGAGGAUACUCUGGAGGCGCUGGUGGUGCCGGAGGCUUCGGUGCUGGAGGUGCUGGCCGCGCUGGAGGCGCUGGAGGCUUCGGCACCGGCGGUGCUGGUCGCGCUGGAGGCGCUGGAGGCUUCGGCGCCGGUGGUGCUGGUGGAGCUGGAGGCGCCGGCGGUUUCGGCGCUGGCGCCGGUGGUUUCGGAGGCCGUGGAUCCGGUGGAUUCGGUGGAGCCGCCUCGCGCCAGUACCUCGCCCCCAACGCCGGCGGCCGCGGCUCCGGCUCCGGCAACUUCAACGCCCAGACCGGCUACCAGUACUAGACGACCACUCGCGACCUUGGAGCGCGUGAUGAUGACUGCCAAAUUAUGUGAUAAAUUAAUACUUUCGGACGCGAUCUAAACUAUUUCCCGGCGUUGGUAAAGUUGGCCAUGCGUGCAGUCGCGCGACCUUGUCACCGUGGUGUCUCGUUUCAAAUUCAUUAUUUAUUGCCAUCUUUGUUCCCCAUCGUCCCCCCGCCCCCGCCCGCCCCCUCUCUCGUCAUCAGCUCGCCUCGAUCGAUCCCGCCUGUUUCUGCUCUGUUCCUUGUCAAAACGUUUGUAUAGAUCUUCACAUUUCAUUUGUGAUCUCAAAACUUAUUCUAAAAUUUCAUCUUUCUUCGUGUUAAUAAUAGUUGUUAAGUUCUUGUAUACAGCAAUACAAAUGGACAGUAGUAGUGAUGUAAGGAAGUUAAUGAAAAAUGUAUAAAAAAAUGUAUGAUUAGUUUUAAGGAUUGUAAAUACGAGAUGACUCAACGAAUAUACGACUUAAAGCAAA
This is a messenger RNA of Manduca sexta (tobacco hornworm), 1619 nucleotides long. It is a transcript of the gene CPR15, whose product is annotated as pupal cuticle protein 36-like. Lineage: Eukaryota; Metazoa; Arthropoda; Insecta; Lepidoptera; Sphingidae. Gene Ontology annotation, molecular function: structural constituent of chitin-based larval cuticle. The transcript has 3 exons. Bases 98 to 1126 code for a protein of 342 amino acids. Gene Ontology annotation, cellular component: chitin-based extracellular matrix. The record is from RefSeq and is a predicted model, not a curated record.